UCUCUUUCAUUUCGAAACUGUUUCACUUUCCCGCAGAAAAUAGGGUGUCGAAUCUGUCCUAUAACCUCAGUUAUAUUUAUUACAUUCUAAAGAUUAAAAAUGUAUCAUUUAUGAUAAUUGUGGUUUGUUUUGUGCAAAGAUUGUUCUAAGUGAUGUUGUGUAAUAUCGUUUGUGUUCUUACGAUCACUCUGUAGCGUUUUAAAAAAUUAAACAUGGCCUCAAACCGAGGAAUUCAGAUCGGAUCCGCGUGGUUCCAACGGAAACUCAAUUUGAGGCCGCAGCACCGGGGCGUGCACUUGGUUACGGAAGAGAUCCUCAAGCAGGUGCCUGAGUUGUCGCAGUUCGCUGUAGGGCUUUGCCAUAUACAAAUAAUGCACACAUCGGCAAGUCUAGCGCUAAACGAAAGUUGGGAUCCAGACGUGAGGGAUGAUAUGGAAAUGAUGCUCAACAAAAUAGUGCCAGAGGGUCUUCCUUACCGCCAUUCUUGCGAGGGCCCUGACGACAUGCCCGCCCAUGUGAAAGCAUGCUUCCUGGGUUCAUCGCUGACCAUACCAAUCACAGAUGGAAAAUUAAACCUGGGCACAUGGCAAGGAGUCUGGCUCUGUGAACAUAGAAAUCAUGCCGGCAGCCGAAAGGUUGUAGUCACACUAUCCGGUUGCCCCCGGGACUCUCCACUGUCACCCGUGUCUGCGGCGUCUUGCUCCAGUUAGGAGAGGGGGGGGGUCGCGACCCCCCACACUCAGUCCCACUCGCGACCUUCCUCCAAGAGCACGAGGAGGUAAACCUCCCAGAGCAUUUUUAUCCCACAGAAAAGAGAUCCUUCAGAGGUUUAUAUUCAUUGACCAGCUGUCAAACUGUUAAUGACAUUCUAUAUUUUUGAAUAUGGAGAACCUUUAAGAUGCCGAGCCCUUGUGUUUUAAUGUACAAGAACUAAUUAUGAGAAGGCACCUAAUUGCAUGAUAUUAACAAUAAUCACAAACCCAAAAGAGCUUUAUAUUAUCUUCUAUUUAAGAUUAUUAUUUACUUUUAAGAUAAGAUUUUCCUUAUAAUUAAUACUAGUGCUUUGCAGCAUAUUGGCACUUUUCUCUUUUCUGUGUUUUAAGCCUAGAACCACAGUACAUGUAACAAGCAGUGACUCAACUCUAGCUUUAGCGCUUCUAUGCUUCUGUUUUAUUUUUUUGUUUGAUUGCGCGUUGUUUUACAUAAAGUACCUAAGCUUUUCAUACAAUAGUUUAUUGAUAGUUUUAAAUUAUUUAGUUGUACUGAUUUGAUUGUUGCGUAAUUUUAUUAAUAUUUACAGGUCCUAGAAAUUCACGUGUCAAAUGAGGCUGUAUUAGUACUAACAAUGAGGUUGCAGGUUCCAAAGCAGACCUUAAAUUAUUUCCUUGUUUGAGUCUGCACUGAUAGACUUGGAGAAGCCAGAGCUCUACGAGGGGCCUGGUGUUCGGUUCUAUUAGUGCAGAUAAUUAGAACACCCAUAUGGAAUUGAGUUACUGUUUUAAUUAUAUGUACUGUUCCUAGAUGUUAGUUCUUAUUAUCUUCGAGCGACAAUAUGUACAUAAGAUUAAUAUUUUGUAAAGCUGUGCAUGGCAGUUUGAACAGCAUUACGGCAGGCCGCUUCAGUAUUCAUGCAUAUUUCAUACCGGAAUUUCGCCUUCAAGGCCGACCGUCAAAGUUGUACCAGCGACCAAGUUAACGUCGAAUGAAAAAUGCAUGGCUGUCGCCGCUCGUGUAAUUUCAUUUCGGUUAUUUUUCAUAGGAAUUGAAUUGUUUAGUUGCCUUCCAUUCCUGUCACGAAGUGCCAUGCCAGACGUUUUAGUUCAGUUCCAAAGGACCCAUUGUACAUAAUUGUGCAUUAUACAUAACUCUUGGUUUGUUAUCGCGCGCGGUCAUCGCUUGCAGACUCCGUUGGCGCGUCAUUACCGAUAACUUCGGUGUGUUUAUAUUCACUAUUGCACUCGUUCAAUGUUCAACUAACAGGGAGACACAAUAUUUUUAUCACUUAGAUUUAUAUCCAUCAGCGACACCAACUUUAUGCACCAGUUAUGGGCGUAAGGGCGUUAGUAUAAGCUACUCUCGAAUCCCUUUAGGCUACUUGUAACGAUUAGUACGUGAGACAUGUCCAUAGCUUUAAAUGUACCGAUCCGUUGUAUCAACGGUCCUUCCCGGGAUAACGAUGAGCUACUUUCUAGUGUAGUAUAUCAUUAUUGUUAAGGUCAAGUGCCUCGGUGGUUACGAUUUCGUUGCUGCCGCUGCGAAGGACGGACGUGGUCGACUGAACUUGGCUUCCUCGCACCAUUCAUUUUCCAAAUCAUAUUGGCUUAAUUCGUCCCGAUUUGUGGCGUGCGUGUCUAGUUGUAUGUCUUCCUAUGUAAACUCCAGCAUCAGGAUUAGUCUUAUCUGGUAUUAAUAAUUGGUAAUAUGUAAACGGUAUUAGGGUUACACUGAGGCAUUCACAAUAAAUUAGGAUAAUAGAAUGCUUCGAGACGAAUCCUUGGGCGGCAUAGUGAAAUAUAGAUAAAUAUAUAGAACAUAUGGGUAGUUUUGUACGGACUGUAGUUAUAGGAUGAGGUUUUUUCUAAACAUUGGGGUAUACCAGAUUGUCUAUUUCGUUACGAAUAUAAAUUGCACAAAUACACUGAACUCAUAGAUUAAUGUUAGGAUACGAAUGCUUACUAGAAGCGCCGCUGGCUGUGGAACGGCUGGCUCAAACCAUUUGAUUUCUAUGAAAUGAAUUUUGAAUAUUUUGGGCACAUCUAGGACGAUAUGAGAAUUUAAAUAUCUGGGUGUAAUUGAAGGGUUAGGGGUGUGUUUGGGGGUUGAUAAUAUACGCACAAUAGAACGUCGUUCAGAUUUAAAGUGGGACGGUCAUUUGUGUUUCACUUUGGGAGAGAAAAUCGUUUUGUCUUUUGUUUUUCUAUGGAUCUUUAAUAUUGUUUCAUUUUUAUUUAUUACAUAUUGUAUUGGUUGGUGUUACAUUUUAUUUUUAUAAUCGUUUUGUUGUAGUGUAAGCACAAUUGUUAUUUAAACAGUUA
Molecule: messenger RNA, 3035 nt
Organism: Pieris rapae (cabbage white)
Lineage: Eukaryota; Metazoa; Arthropoda; Insecta; Lepidoptera; Pieridae
Product: UPF0047 protein YjbQ
Exons: 4
Coding region: 213-710 (165 amino acids)
Source: RefSeq, a predicted model, not a curated record